AUGGUAAUGCAAAUGAUUGGAGAUUUUGAUGAAGAAACACAUUCACAUACACCACUAACGAGAGGCAGUGGAAGAGGAAGAAUUAGAAAACAGUUUUUCACAAGAAGUCGUGUAAAUAUUGAGCCAUGUGGAGUUUCAAUGAGUGAAUUGAGAGGUGAAUUGAAAAAAUUGAUUCUGAUAUUAUUCACACAAUUUCCACAUAUUUAUCAAGAAAAGAAAUUACAAAUUGAUAAUGCAUUGAGAAGAUCAAUCAAGAUUUGUACUCCAGUUAAACCUGCAACCUCCGACGAUUUUAUUUAUUUCGAAAAUGCAGAAGCUUUUUCAAACAAACCACCAUUUUGGAGCAGUGAAAAGAGAGAGGAAUCAAUUAAUAUAGAACUGAAGAAGCCAAAAGUGAAACUUAUCCAAUGGAGAACUCAGUGGCAUCAUUCGUAUAGAAAUUAUCUUCUCCAUGAAUUGGAGUAUCAUGUAACAUAUUUACAAACACUUUACAAACAGAUGGAUUCUAGAAUUGAUUUUAAAUUGAACCCAACCAAAUAUGCAAAUGUUUUAGAUUCAGUUUAUGAUUUACUUUCACAACUAAAUGAAGAAUUUCAAGUUAAAUUCCUCACAGAGAGAAACUUUUUCAUUCCACAAAAGAAAAAAAGAUUUGGAAAGAUUAGAACAGUUUUAGAGAUAGACAGAUCUAAAUUGAAACCUAUAGAUUUCAUAUCAAAUUCAACAAUUGCAUUGAUUAGAAUCCAUAGCUUGUACGAUUACAAAUAUGAAACAAAUCCAAAUUCCACAAAUUUAAUAUUGAACCAAAUUGAUAGAAAUAUGAAAAUGUAUUCUAAAUAUUUCAAUGACAAUUUGAUUAGAGAGAUUACACCUGGAAAGACAAUUUAUAAUUACUUAUUGAACUUGGGACUUGAUUUGGUUGAGAAAUAUAUCACACCAAAUAUAUUCGAAUUAAUUGGAAAAUCGUCUGAACCAUUGCAAUCAUCAUUUGUUGUUUCUCUAAUAAGAUCCAACCAUUUCACCCGCUUUGAAUUAUUGAAUUCAUUUUCACUUUCUUUGUAUCCGAGCAUGUACAAAUCAUUUGCCGAAAUUCUGUUUACUCUUCCAACAAUUCUGGAUUUUAAUGCCCAUACAAGUAAUUUUCCCUUCCAGCAAUGGUUAGAAUUCUUCAUUAAUUAUUUUGGAAAAAAUGAAUUUAUGAAGGCAACUACAUCUUUUAGAGAAUGCUCCUUCUACAUUGCUCGUCUUCCAGAACGUCAUGCAAACUUGGUACACAAUUUAUUAGGAAAAGAAAUUACUGAACUUAUAAACAAGUAG
Messenger RNA from Naegleria gruberi, 1314 nucleotides. RefSeq lists its product as uncharacterized. Bases 1 to 1314 code for a protein of 437 amino acids. The record is from RefSeq and is a predicted model, not a curated record. NCBI's taxonomy places the organism in Eukaryota, Heterolobosea, Eutetramitea, Acrasida, Naegleriidae. The transcript has a single exon.